CACGACAAAAAAGAGACAACAUGGCGCCAGGAAGAAGUUUUCGACUCCCUGUUUGGGAGAUAAUUUCCCGCUGUAUGCUGUGCAUGGCCGGUUUAGUUUUGUCUGGUUACGCUUUCUACGUGGAGACGUCGAAAGAAGCAGACCACUCGUACACGGCGAUGUGUGACGUCAGCGAAUCCGUCAGCUGUUCCAAAGUGUUCACGUCUCGGUUUGGACGUGGAUUUGGACUGGUGGAGCUGAUCCUGGGAGCAGACAGUCCUCUCAACCUGCCCAACAGCCUGUUUGGUCUGGCCUUCUACAUCAUGCAGCUUAGUCUGGGUGUUCUCCCAGGUAUGUCUGUCUCCAUCGUUCUCCUGGCCACGUCGGUCCUGUCGUGUCUCGGCUGUGUCUACCUGGCAUACAUCUUAUACUUCAUCUUACAGGACGCCUGUAUCGUCUGCAUCAGUACUUAUGUCAUCAACACCUUACUGCUUAUCGUCAAUAUUAAAAGGCUAUUGAUACAGGGGACAGCAAUAUUGAAGAAAAGACAGUAAUCUAGGAGUUGUAUUGAAUCAGUAAUUGUACUAGAAAUUCCUUAUAUACAUGUAUUAGUUUCUGAUAGCCUGAGUCUGUUCCAAUAGUGGUUGGUUCAUAGUGACUACCAGAGUGGAUGUAAACUAACUACGAUCAUGGUAACCAGGCUAAUAAUAGCUAGAUUAUAACAGGUGUCAAUUUUCCACAUUCAAGUUACAAUACAAAUAACUUUCCAUCAAAGCUAUGAUUUUUUAAUUUUUUUAAAAACUUUUAGAGCUAUGUUAUGCAGUUCAAUGUCAGUAUAUUUAGCUGUAGAAAAAGGUAGUUAAAAUUGCUCAUUGAAUCGUUCCAUAGUUUGGGAUGCUCCAUUUGUGGAAUUGUGUUCACAGAUAUUUAAACCACAGGCAGAACAUUCUUUAAGCUGUACACUACUCCUAGAUUGUUCAAAAAAGUGUGGUCUUCCAUUUUGUAAAGGGCUCUUGCAAGCAAUCAGGAAGGGUUUUAUUUACCAAUGGAAUUAGAUUUAUAGAUUAAUCUAUAGAUGAGUAGUGUACUUUUCUGUGAGACAGAAUUGACCAAUUUGCAGUACAAGGAGCUACCCUGGCCUGAGCACAUAGGCAGGCAGGAUGUAGCACGGUGUACAUGUAGUUGUAUACCAGUAAGUGCUAUAAUUUGCGUAUGCUGUGGAUUGGUUAUGAUCAACUCACUCAUCCUUUGCUGAAAUUACUUUAUGAUAUGAUAAGUUACUGACAAACCUGCUCUCUUUUUGUAUCAGAUUCUUUUAUUCUUCAUGUUAAAACAAGAAAACAGCAAAGCCACAAACCAAACAUCAAACAGCAACCAACAAAGAAAAAACUUAAUUUUCUGCCGUGGGCAACACAACUAGCCUGAGUGCCAUGUGUUUUGUAAUGAGGCUCUGUGCAAGGGGCCUUGUUACAAAACGGAUGGCAUCCAGACUAGGCAACAACAGUACCAGUAAUAACAAUGAACUAAGAACUAAUUUUCCCACCAUUCCUCAACAUCUAGAGUAGAAAAUCCAUGUACCCCUAUAUCAGAUCUUGAAUAAGGUCUGCCUUAAUAUCAAAUAACUACUUGCAAAUCAAAGAUUAAACUACAUUGCUAUCUUCUGCACUCGUGAAGUGCACUUUUUUCAUAUGCCAAUC
This is a messenger RNA of Branchiostoma belcheri (Belcher's lancelet), 1676 nucleotides long. RefSeq names its product vitamin K epoxide reductase complex subunit 1-like protein 1. Gene Ontology annotation, biological process: peptidyl-glutamic acid carboxylation; vitamin K metabolic process. The transcript is spliced from 3 exons. Lineage: Eukaryota; Metazoa; Chordata; Leptocardii; Amphioxiformes; Branchiostomatidae. Bases 21 to 533 code for a protein of 170 amino acids. Gene Ontology annotation, molecular function: vitamin-K-epoxide reductase (warfarin-sensitive) activity. The record is from RefSeq and is a predicted model, not a curated record.